Messenger RNA from Psilocybe cubensis, 1110 nucleotides. Its product is annotated as Nuclear speckle splicing regulatory protein 1-like protein. Gene Ontology annotation, biological process: regulation of alternative mRNA splicing, via spliceosome. NCBI's taxonomy places the organism in Eukaryota, Fungi, Basidiomycota, Agaricomycetes, Agaricales, Agrocybaceae. The transcript is spliced from 3 exons. Bases 1 to 1110 code for a protein of 369 amino acids. The record is from RefSeq and is a predicted model, not a curated record.
AUGAAACUCUCAAUAUCCUUGAACAAGCCCAAAGCCACUCAACCCAAAGCACCUAUCCUACGGCCCUCUGCUUUCUCAAAUGAUAUCGAUGACGAGGAGGGUCAAGAAAGUGAGAACCCUGGGCCUUCAGGCCCUGUCUCUCACAAUGUUGAAACGUCGAAGGCUAUGAAGAAGCGAAUGGCAGCUGAGAAACGCGUCGACGAGACCGUCUAUGAAUACGAUGAAGUAUGGGAUAAAAUGCAAGAGGCCAAACAACGUCUACAAGCUGCUAAGGAGGCAGAAGCAAGUGUACGAAAGCCGAAAUACAUUCAAAGCCUACUAUCAUCUGCGGCAACGCGAAAACUAGAUCACCUGAGAGCCGAGGAAAAGAUGAUGCAACGAGAGCGUGAAGCUGAGGGUGACCUUUACCAGGAUAAGGAGGUUUUUGUCACCCAAGCGUACAAAGAUCAAAUGGAAGAAGUUCGGAAGGCCGAGGAAGAAGAAAAACAGAGAGAAGAAAAUCGGAAAAAGCAAGGGAUGCAGUCAACUGGAAUGACCCAUUUCUAUCGCCAGCUAUUAGAAGACUCGGCCCAAAAACACGAAGCCACAGUCGCGGCAACUGAAAAACGGUUCAUCGGUCCUCAAGGCCCCACUCCCAAUCUUACCAUUACUAAACCGGCCAACUUUACUCCAUUGGCAGACGUCGAGCUCGCGAAGAUAGCACGAGCUGAAGGCAAAGAAGUCGAGUUGAAUGACGAUAAUCAAAUCGUCGACAAAAGAGAGUUGCUUUCUGCUGGACUGAACUUGUCUCUUCCAAACACAAGACAUCUUGGACUUCGGCAUCCAUCCAACAAACCUAAAGAACAGUCAGAACAAGCGCCCCAAAUCCAUCGUGCCGUAGGAACGGCUGCUUCUAGGAAAGAAAUAAACGAACGAAGAACAAGAGAAAUUCAACAACAGCUGGAAGAAGAGCAACGCAGGGUCGCGCAAUCGAAACAGGAGGCCGAUGAAUUGGCUCGACAAAGAAUUGUUACGAAAAGAAACAAUGAAGAUGACGUCAAAAGUGCUCGUGAGCGCUACCUCGAAAGAAAACGCAGAAAAUUAGAACAAGAACAAGCAGAACAAAACUAA